Cuscuta europaea is the source of this 476-nucleotide messenger RNA. Lineage: Eukaryota; Viridiplantae; Streptophyta; Magnoliopsida; Solanales; Convolvulaceae. The record is from the annotation of a GenBank genome assembly.
GAUUAAAGACAUACAUGUCUAAAAGAAGUAAGAGUAAUGGAUGCCGGGCAGUGAAGGUGGUUAUAAUCAAGACCGAAUACGUGAAGACGGAUAUUAGCAGCUUUAAAUCUGUGGUUCAGAGGCUGACCGGUAAACAGGUGGAGGAGGAGGAGUCCAGGGCGGCGGAGACGGCUGUGCCGGCACCAGCUUCGCGUUUUGACGGCGGCCAAGUUAACAGCGCAUGCCCUACUCGGUUGCAAUUACAACGUCAGCCGCCGGAAACGGAUGUGUGCUUUGAUGAUUAUUUUUUGCUGUUUGGCAAAGAGUUGUCAUCAUUAGAUGAGUUUUUUAGGCUACCCGCAUAAUAAUACGCAUUCCCAAUCAAUGAUUUUUUUUAGUUUUGAUGGUCAAUCAAUGAAUUAGUUAACCAAAUAUUGUUGAAGUAAUUAGUUCAUACGGGUCCAUACGGAGUAUAACGUGAUCACUUACAAGCUGCG